AUGCUGUCGAGCUCGAUGCGCCAGACACGGCCGCGGAAGCGGCUCCUCGACCCCCUCGCCCUCGCCCUCGCUUCCCGACUCGGCGCCGCCUCGUCGCAUCGGUGUCCGAUGGCCGGCCGCGGAGCUGCCACGGCCGCUGGAGCGUGGCGCCCCGUCUCUAUCCUUGACGACUGGGUUGCUCGCGAGGCCCGCCCCAUAAGCUUGCGCCAGCUCAUGGUCUUUGGCCGCUCCCUCACAGAAUCCCGCCUCAUCAGCUCCGCCAACUAUGUACGAACAGAAUUACCCUCUAGAAUCGCCCAUCGCCUCCGCGACAUGCAGCAGCUCCCAUACGUCGUCGUCACGAACCCCCACAUCAACGACGUCUACAAUCUCUACUACAAUGCCUUUGACACCUUUCGCAAGAUCAAGGAAGUUAAGACCCUCGAGGACAAUGACCGCCUCUGCAAGAUUAUCAGCGAGAUGCUCAAGGGCCACCUCACUGUCAUCCCCAAGCUCGCUAUGGGCAUCCUUGAGUGCGGCGGCCUGAUGAACCCGAAAGAUCUCGACAAGUUUAUGAAUACCAUUUUGCGAUCCCGCAUCUCCCGUCGUGUCAUUGCUGAGCAGCACCUCUCCCUCACCGAGACCUACCACUCGCCGCACUUCUCCCCCGGCGCUAAGCUCUCCGAGAGCGACUUCAUCGGCGAGGUCUUUAUCAAAUGCCAGGCGCGCGACGUUAUUGACCGCUGCGCUCGCGCCAUCACCACCCUCGCCCGCUCCACCAAUGGGCCUGACGCCCAGGUCCCCGCCAUCCGUAUCGACGGCCACCUCGGCGCCUCCUUUCCCUACAUCCUCAGCCACCUCGAGUAUAUUAUUGGCGAACUCCUCCGAAACUCGGUCCAGGCCGUCAUUGACCGGCAGGCCAAGCUCCAGGAAAAGGCGGCCGCGGCCGGAAACCCCGCCACUGUGGAACCCCCGCCGCCCAUCGAAGUCACCAUCUGCGAGGCCCAGGAGCACGUCAUCAUCCGCAUCUCAGACCGCGGCGGCGGCAUCCCCCGCGAGGAGCUCCCGUACCUCUGGUCCUUUUCCAAGGGCCCGCAGUCGGCCAACCGCCUCGAGAACCUCGGCCAGGUCCCGCGCAUGGCCGCCACCAUGCAGGAGCUGCACAUUGACGAGCUCGGCCGCGCCGACCUCAAGGCGCCCUCCUACCCAACACCACCUCCGCCGCCAUCACCGCAAGACCAGCCUCUCACAACAGCCACGCCACACACCCCAUCACUGCAAAACUCCCUCUCCAGCCUCACCAGCCGCCCGCCGAACCUGCGCCUCGGCAUGGGCCUUCCCCUCAGUCGCGUUUACGCCGAGUACUGGGCCGGAAGCCUUCAUGUCCACAGCCUCGAGGGCUAUGGCGUCGACGCCUUUUUGCAAAUCUCGCGGCUCGGCAACAAGAAUGAGCAGCUCACCACGCGCGCCAGCAUGGAUGCGGUAUGA
Cordyceps militaris CM01 is the source of this 1467-nucleotide messenger RNA. Its product is annotated as pyruvate dehydrogenase kinase. The record is from RefSeq and is a predicted model, not a curated record. Gene Ontology annotation, molecular function: pyruvate dehydrogenase (acetyl-transferring) kinase activity. Lineage: Eukaryota; Fungi; Ascomycota; Sordariomycetes; Hypocreales; Cordycipitaceae. Gene Ontology annotation, biological process: regulation of glucose metabolic process; protein phosphorylation. The transcript is spliced from 4 exons. Gene Ontology annotation, cellular component: mitochondrion. The coding region runs from base 1 to 1467 and encodes 488 amino acids.